This is a messenger RNA of Cetraspora pellucida, 2229 nucleotides long. The record is from the annotation of a GenBank genome assembly. NCBI's taxonomy places the organism in Eukaryota, Fungi, Glomeromycota, Glomeromycetes, Diversisporales, Gigasporaceae.
AUGAAACACGGGUACAAUUUGUAUAUUGCAAAAUUAAAAGAUGAUCAAUUAUUCAGUCUAAUGUUGGGAGAAUUUCCUGUCAAUUUUGCUGAUGGUAGCGGGUUUGUAAUAGAGCCACCGCAUAGUCUUUUUAACAACUAUACUACGCAAGAGUUCAGCGCAAUUCGAAGUAACGCCAUUAAAAUAAAUAAUGAAGCUCAAUUAUCAACGUUAUUACGUUUUCAUGUUGAACAACAUAAACUAAAACGGUUAGAAUUUUAUGAAGCUAUUAAGAAUGAAUACGGUGAUGCUGAAAAAAAAAUAAAACCAAGACAUAAUGAAUUGAAAUUAUUGAAGUUGUAUCAUCAAUUGAUAAAAGUAUCUCAGUACAGGCAAUAUGAAAGAUUAAAGAAAGUACAUGCUUUUAUUUUGGGUAAAGUAGAAGCCACCCAAUCAAGCAGUCCAGUAACUUCAAUUAAUGAUAAUCCUUUUUGUAUGAGAUCUAUUAAUGAGAAAGGUAAUCUACAGAAUUCAACCGAUGAAUUAAUUCCAGAAAUCACUGAUGAUCAAAAUAAUGAUGCUACCAUGUCAAAUACUUUGAUUAAAAACAAUAAUGAUUCUAUUCAAUCCGACAUACUCCCAAAACAAUUCGUAGCAUUCAAAGUUAAUCAAAAGAAAUUCACUGCAAAAAAGGAUAUUCUUUCUAUGGAAUGCUUUUCUGGUAAACAAACUGCUCAAUCUUCACCUUUAUCAAACUCACUACAAUCAAAUCAGCUAGAAGUUAAGGAUAAGAUUGAUCCAAAAGAUGAUCCAUCGCCGAGUCCUGAUAAGUGCAGAUCCCCAAAUUAUGAUGAUCAUAAAUACAUACCAAGUUCUUCAUAUUCUGCAUCUUGGGAGAGUCGAUCUAAAUAUUCUUAUAGCUACAUUCCAAGAUCGAAAGCUAUCAUGGAGAGAAAUUCUGAUUAUUCAAUUCAUAAUUUCAGGAGAUCAAUUAAACCUCGACCAUAUAGAAAGUUACGACCUUAUGAUAAUAGACAUCAUAGAACUUUUCCACCUUUUCACAGUGAAAUAAAAAAUUUUAAUCCAUCAUAUUCACAGAACAGAGUUUGGAAAAAUGAUUACACUUCUUCAAAAUUUUCUGAUCGGUAUUCUAGAGACAAAGAUUUUACUUCUACCGCUGAUAGUUCAAGUCAACACGACGAUCGAUUUUCGUCAUCUUCUUUUAUACAUAAUUCCCCAGAACAUGAUUCCACUCUAUUUGAGUCUUCACACCAAACUGCUAACAAUCCUAAUCUUACCUCAAUUCCUAAAUCAAGAAGUACGGAUUCUGAAUCUAUGGAUCUUAGUAAUAGUCAACGAGAUACUACUCCUACCGAUGUUCCAACUUCUUCAACCUUAACAAAUCAUUCUACUGUUUCAAAUAAUAAUUUCGAUAAAAAACAAUUUCCUCUGGAUAUGUUUUCAUGUAUUCCAUCGGAGGUGGAAAGUUUAUUGGAUGACAAGAUGUCUUUGAAUGAUGACAAUAGAGAUAAUGGCUUAAAUACAAUUCAUAAGGAUUCUAUGGAAAACAAAUUUACAAAAUAUAUGCAUUAUGAUGAUAAUCAAUAUAAUCAUGGAUAUAAGCAAAGGAAUUAUAAUAUAGAUUUUAAUGAUUAUCGAAAAUAUAAAUAUGAUACAAAGCCGAUAGAUGAUUAUCGUCUGCAUAAACCUGGGAAUUUUAUUUAUACUCGACGUCAUGGUUAUUUUCCAAGAGAUAAAUAUAAGAAUAUGGGUAACCGAUUUUAUGAUGAGCAUAAUAGAAGAUUUGAUAACAAAGAUCAUCCAAUACAUCACUAUGAAAAUUAUCAAAGAGAUGUUGAAUAUCAAAGAAGUCCAAGGUAUCAUCAAAGAAAUAUGGAAUAUCUUCGAGAUGAUAAACAUUUAAGAAAUGAUAAUUAUAUGAAUUUUAGUAAUAGUGAAAAAAGAAUUAAUAUUCAACAUGGUUAUCCUUCUUCUCGAAAUGAUAGACAUGAUUCACAUCAUAUGGCUUCUGAUAUAAAGGGGAACUUCGAGAUUAAUAGAUAUCAUUCACAAACUUAUAGAGUUCAUAAUCCAAGUAACAAAUAUUUUCAUAAUCCAAAACCUUAUUAUAACUAUAACUAUAGAGGAUAUCAAAAUCCUAGAAUGAAAUAUAAGCCUUACAAUGACCACAGUUCAUUCAAACGUAGAGAUGAUUAUGGUAGUGGUAGAGGCUCAGUUAUAACCCCAUAG